Molecule: messenger RNA, 8329 nt
Organism: Trichogramma pretiosum
Lineage: Eukaryota; Metazoa; Arthropoda; Insecta; Hymenoptera; Trichogrammatidae
Gene: sdk
Product: protein sidekick
Exons: 23
Coding region: 1020-7655 (2211 amino acids)
Biological process (GO): cell-cell adhesion; axon guidance
Cellular component (GO): axon; plasma membrane
Molecular function (GO): protein binding
Source: RefSeq, a predicted model, not a curated record
AAUCGCGUAUCGUGCCUACACGUCGCUCGCUCCAACGCGCCCACCCAAACAAAUCCUAUACGAUCGAAUGUGUAAUAUACGCUACUACGUAAGGCGAUAUUUUACGUGCUCGGUCCGAGCGACAGUCGAUCCCUCAAACUGUGCAAACUGACAACUCAGGUCAGUGUGUGUGUACGUGCGUUUGCCUCGAUUCGAGCAAACAUAAUUGAAGUGUCCAAAAGCGACUCGCGAGCAAAAUAGUAUACAUCGAGAGUGUUGUGCGCGAUUGUGUAGGCUCUCCCAUGCAACGCGAAAGGCUCACCCAAAGUAAAAGUUUGUGUUGGUUUUACCUGUGCGAGUGUGCCUAGGCUGCAGGGGCUUCUCGUGCUGUAGCCGUGUUUGUGUGUGCUCUGCUCGUGUGUAGCGGCAGCGCCAUAGUUUACCUGUGCCGUGUGCGCUCGGCCUCGUUCGGUCUCUUUUUACCAAGCCAAUAUACCGUCCAUCUCGGGCUGUGCACGCACACGCCGUAACACACCUUGUACACCUCAACCUGGUGGAGACUGUAGCUAGCUGCAUCGGAGAAUUGGCUGCCGUUGACAGUGGUCCCAUUGGUGUACUUCCAGUUCACUGCACCCGAGCGAACUUUUGACAGCGCGUUCUUAUCUCUAGAAUUCGAUAGUUGUUUGUUCGAACAUUUUACGCGCGGAGCAUGCCGCUCACAUAGAGUCUCGCCGCGGUCGAGCCAAUUAUCGCGUAUUACGGUGCCGCACGCUCGUGCGGAUCAAGAGGAUGCAUCCAAGGAUCAGGACGCUACGCCCCGAGCUUGGAGCAGUCGCCACAUCGUGCCUGGCGACCUCGACGACCUGAUAACCGUGAUAAGAAGAAAAAAAAUAGUGCAUGCUGCAAUUUGUGUUACGCGUCAGUGCAUCGUGACCGAGUGCGCCGAACGCCAACUGAUCCUCUCGAGGAUCAACAAGAGCAGUGUGACGAGUGAUUUUGUGAGUGUCCCGGUGUGCCCUAGCUCGUUGACCUACAGCACAAUGUCGAAGGACCCAGAGAGCAGCAUCAAGCGGCGCCGGCCCUUUGGGCCCGCUGCAACCGUUGCCGCCAUCGUCUUACUGCUGGCACUGUCUUCCAGUGCCUCUGCAUCAGAAACUCUGCAGGAGCCACGAUUUAGUAUGCAACCCUCAAGCAGCGGUGGUCUUCUUAGCGAAAACAGGACUAAAAUUUUUCAGUGCCAAGCUGGAGGAAACCCUCAGCCAAAGUACAGGUGGUUCAAAGAUGGACAGCCCCUCACGAGCGAACUUACGUCCGAGUAUUUCUACCGGCUGCACAACACACGACGGGAUGACUCGGGCAUAUACUAUUGCGUUGCAACCAACCAAGUCGGCUCGAUUUUCAGCGAAAGAAUAUCCUUCUCCGUUGUUUACAUGGGGGAAUUCGAGGAUCUGUCGGAACGCAUCGUGAAGGUGCAAUCGGGCGACGCGGCCGUCUUGGAAAUGCCGAAGAUCGAGAGCCAUCCGGCGCCCGACGUCAUCUGGACGACUACGGACGGCACCAUCCCCUACAUCAUCAAGUACGCCACCGUCAACCAGAAGCUCAUCAUUCUGAACGCGGUAGCUCACGACGAGGGCCACUACAGGGCGCGAGCCCACAACACGCAGCUCGGCAAGGAGGUCAACGGCCCGUUCUUCAGGCUCGAGGUGACGGGCGACUCGAACAGUGAAGUGGCUCCGUCGAUCGUCGUCAAGCCGGAGGACACGAAGAUCAUCAAGGACCAGGGUAGCGCCUACUUGCACUGCAUCGCCAAUGCCAGGAACUUGCACGAGCUGCAGACCAUCUGGACGAAAGACGAUAUUCCCAUCGAAGAUGCCAGGAUCACCUUCAAUUUCAAAGAUUCCUGGAACAGGACGCUCAUCCUCAUAUCGGCCAAUCUGACUUACAGUGGCGUUUACGCUUGCCACGUCGAUCUAAAAACCGGUGGCUAUCCGACCAUCAGUGCCAGCGCCAACGUGGAAGUCCUAGAGAAACCAACUUUCCGAACGGAACUGAAGCGCGUCACGCUCAGCGAGUACGGCAAGACGGUUUCGUUGCAUUGCGAUGCCGAGGGCGUGCCACCACCGACAAUUCAAUGGUUUCGUAAUGCCGAGCCCAUCCAAAGGUUGCCUGGAUCCAGGUACUCGAUGCAAGAAGACGGCUCGUUGGUCAUCAAAAAGCUGAAAAUGGAAGAUUCGGGCAUGUUCCAAUGUUUGGCGCUCAACGACGCAGGAGAGGCAUCCAGUUACACAUGGCUUAAGGCCAAAAAAAGAAUCGAUACAGCAGUGAAAGAGAGAUUUAGACGCAGAGCCGCUGGUUAUGGUAUCGUCGCCGUACGACAGUACGAUCAACAUUUUGCGUUCUCAAAGUACCAAGAACCUUCUGUACCCAUAAUGGAAGUAAUACCUAAAAACGUCACUGUAUUAGACGGAAAGGAUGCAAUUUUGCCAUGUCGAGCAAUAGCUGCACCAGCACCAAACGUUACAUGGUUUUAUAAUGAUAAAAUGCCACUAGAAAUAGCUGGCCGAGUGCAAGUAUUAGAAAGUGGCGACCUCGUAAUUGGUAAUACGAAGCGUUCAGAUGCCGGCAAAUAUACCUGCGUGCGCGCUAACGAAGCUGGAUCCACUAAUGCAUCGGCUCACAUAUCUGUUAUUGUACGAACUCAAAUUGUGCAACCACCUGUUGAUCAGUCCGUGCUUCUCGGAAAUACAGCCGAACUUAAGUGUGAAGUAUCAAGCGACCCUAGCGUCAACUACGACAUCGCUUGGUUCCACAAUAAUCAAGUUAUAAAUCCAAGUCAGAGAGUAAAAAUGCACAGAGAUGGCUCUCUAGAAAUAGGAGCAGUGAGGGCCUCAGACGUAGGCAAUUAUACGUGUUCCAUCGUAUCAAGCGGCGGCAAUGAGACUCGUACAGCACGACUGAGUGUCAUAGAAUUGCCAUUCGCACCGGUCAGCGUUGUAGCUUCGAGGGUAGAGCAUCUUUCUCCUCGCAGCAUUAAUGUCACUUGGGUACCUGGUUUUGAUGGCAACAGUCCUAUCAAAUCUUACAUUAUACAACGCCGUGAAGUUCCCGAACUAGGACCACUUCCGGACGUAUCGCUCAACUGGAUUACCGAGUAUUCCAAUAUUUCUGCAAAUUUACGUUGGGUCCUCUUUGAUAACUUGAAAGCUGCUGCAGUUUACCAGUUCCGAGUGAGUGCAGAGAAUAGCGUUGGAGAAGGUCCGAGCUCUGAGCCAAGCAAUAUAGUAGUACUUCCUCAGGAACCUCCUUCUGGUCCACCAGUUGGUUUUGUUGGAUCGGCACGCUCAUCAUCGGAAAUCAUAACGCAAUGGCAACCUCCGAGCGAAGAGCAUCGUAAUGGUCAUAUUCUUGGCUAUGUGCUACGUUACAAAUUGCAUGGCUACAAUGAAGCACCUUGGAUGAUUCAAAACAUCACCAAUGAGGCUCAGAAAAAUUUCCUCAUCACAGAUCUCAUUACGUGGAAGGAUUAUAUUGUACAGAUAGCAGCCUAUAAUGACAAAGGUGUUGGUGUCUUUACGAAUGAGUUACGCAUCAAGACCAAAGAGGGUGUACCCGAAGCACCACCCACAGACGUUCGCGUCAAAGCCAUCAACUCAACUGCUGUAAUGGUUUGGUGGAGACCUCCAAAUCCUCAAAAAAUCAAUGGUAUAAAUCAAGGUUACAAAUUGCAAGCUUGGCAUGGAGGAUUCAGCGAAAAUGACGAAUAUAAAACCAUUACUGUGGCUCCUAAUUUAUUCGACCCGCAAGCCGAGCACAGUGCCGUCAUGAACCAUUUGAAAAAAUACACACUUUACAAUAUUACCGUGUUAUGUUUUACGAAUCCUGGCGACGGUGAGCGCAGUGAUCCAGUUCCAGUACGGACUAGUGAGGAUGUUCCAUCCAAAGUGGAAAAUCUUCAGUUCCUGAACAUCAGUGAUCGGGCCCUCACAGUCAAAUGGCGAGCCCCAAAGGAAAUUAAUGGAAUACUCAUUGUUUAUCAAUUGAAAUACAUGAUCAAAGAUAGACCAGAUAGUCUGAAGGUGCUAAACUUAACUGCUGAUACAUUGUCAACAAAAAUAGAACAUUUACAGGCUACGACGCAUUAUACAUUCGAAGUGCUAGCGUGGACAUCUAAAGGUGCCGGAGAACCAAGUAUAGCCACAAUACAGUCGGGCGUUGAGCCAGUAUUACCUCAGCCACCCACUAAGUUGGCUCUCUCAAAUAUUGAUGCAUUUUCGAUCGUGUUACAAUUUACUCCUGGCUUUAAUGGUAACGCUUCCAUCUCUAAAUGGACUGUACAAGCCCAAACAACUCGAAAUACCACUUGGCACACAAUAUCUGAAAUAUACGACGAUCCUGAUGCCAGAAAAAUUAUAGUUGACAACCUUACUCCGUUUAUGCAGUAUAAGCUCCGCCUCAUAGCUAAUAAUGUGGUAGGUCCUUCUGAGCCGUCAGAGCCUACCAAAGAAUUUCAGACAAUUCAGGCACCACCUUCACACCCACCAAGUAAUGUAACAGUUAGGGCUAUGAGCGCUACAGAAUUGAGAGUCAGAUGGAUUCCUUUACAGCAAGUUGAAUGGUAUGGUAACCCACGCGGCUACAAUAUAACUUACACCCACGUUCGUACCAACAGCUCAAAAAGUAUCAGCAUUGAAGAUCAUACGGCAAAUUCAUACGUUCUUGAGAAUAUGGAAGAAUUCGCUUUAUAUGAAGUAGUCAUGUACGCAUAUAAUGAUGUAGGUUCUUCAGUAAAUAGCCCUAAAGCUAUUGAGAGAACAAGAGAAUCAGUACCAUCGCAAGGUCCUAUCAAUGUUGAGGCGAAUGCAACUUCAUCAACCACGAUUGUCGUUAAAUGGGGUGAGGUGCCUAUCGAUCAUCAAAAUGGACAAAUAGAAGGUUACAAAGUCUACUACAGAGCCAGCAGUCGAACGCCAUUCCAGCAUAAGAAUAUACCUAAUAAUUCUACUUUUACUACAACUUUAACAGAGUUGCGUAAAUAUGUACAGUAUCAUAUUCAGGUACUUGCGUUUACCAGAUUAGGUGAAGGUGCUCUCAGUAUGCCACCAGUAAGAGUUCAAACAUUCGAGGAUGUACCUGGUCCUCCAUCUAACGUGUCAUUACCGGACGUUAGUUUUAAUACUGCCAGAAUAAUAUGGGAUACUCCAGAAGAUCCAAAUGGAGAAAUACUUGCCUUUAAAGUUAUGUUCCACCCGAACGGAACCCAAAAUCAUAUUUUCAGCAAAGAAUUUUCAUCUACAACUAGAACAUUCACUGCCAUAAAUUUGGAACCAGAACGGUAUUAUAUGUUUUCAGUGUCUGCCCAAAGUCGACUGGGUUGGGGCAAAACAGCUUACGCUUUAGUAUUGACUACAAAUAAUAGAGAACGUCCUCAACCACCCUCAGUCCCACAUGUGAGUAAAUCUCAAAUCCAAAGCCGACAAAUUACUUUUAGUUGGACACCGGGUCGCGAUGGAUUUGCUCCACUCAGGUACUACACUGUGCAGCAGUCUGAAAAUUCUGGUCCAUUUCAAACGAUACCAGAACGUGUCGACCCAUCCUUGACUUCCUACACUGCUAAUAGCUUAAAGCCGUACACUCUGUAUCAGUUUAGAAUUCAAGCAACUAAUGAUAUUGGUCCUUCUGAUUGGAGCGCAGAAUCCAUACAAGUUAAAACUUUACCUGCCGCUCCAUCGCGAGGUGUUACGGGACUAAAGGUAGUGCCAAUUACAACAUCAAGUAUCGAAGUCCAUUGGAACUCUAUAGAUGAAGCAAAUUGGAGUGGAGACUAUCAAACAGGUGGUUACCGCGUAUUUUAUCAACCAGUUGCAGAUUUUCCUUUGCCAGAACCUCCAAAAGAAGAAGUUAUGGGAAUAAAUGCUACCAAUAUAACUCUAACUAAUUUGGAUGAAGAUAAAAAUUACGAAGUAUUUGUAGUGCCCUUUAACUCGGAGGGUGAAGGCCCACAAAGUCUUCCGGUAACAGUUUAUGUUGGCGAAGCUAUCCCUACAGGCGAACCUCAAGAAGUUACAGCAAAAUCUGUUUCAUCAACUGAAGUUGUACUUAAAUGGAAACCACCUCAAGUCAAUAUGCAAAACGGUCAACUCCUUGGAUAUAAAAUAUUUUAUUUAGUUACUGACUCGCCACAACAGAUGGAAAAGAAGCAAGAGGAAGAAACUGAAGUCGUGCCUGCAUCUUAUUUGUCACAUAGUUUAGUAUUUUUGGAUAAAUUUACUCAGUAUCGGAUUCAAGUUCUGGCUUUCAAUCCAGCCGGCGAUGGACCUCGAUCUCCCCCAAUUACCGUCCGCACUGCAGAGGAUAUACCAGGGCCUCCACAAAAUCUGUCAUUUAGUGAUAUAACACUAACAAGUUUGCGAGUAUCCUGGGAUCCGCCAAAAAUGCGCAAUGGUGAAAUAGUUGGCUAUGUGGUUUCAUAUAAAACUUCCGAACAAAAUGAUCGUUUUAGCAAACAAGUGAGGCAAAAGGUGACUGACACCAGCUUACUUAUUCAAUCCCUAGAAAAAGAAGCAAUGUAUACUUUCAUGGUCCAAGCGGAAACAAUAGAUCUUGGUCCACCAAUUUCUGGUAACGUGACUACAGGCCCACAAGAUGGUUCACCUAUGCCACCAUCUGAGUUGAGCAUCAUUCGAACGCUGUCUAGCGUUGAGUUACAAUGGACUAAUGGCGCAACAGGAAAAGCGCCUUUAUUAGGAUACUACAUAGAAACUAAAAGUAAAGGACGGGAAAGUUGGCUAAAUCAUGAUAACCAAUGGCAGAUAGUAGCCAAAACUAACACUGGGAUGUUGACAGAGUACAGUAUAUCAUUCCAAACUUUGCUUCCAUCUACAUCUUAUGUUUUCCGAGUAAUAGCUUAUAAUCGAUUUGGUAUAAGUUGUCCUGCCCUUUCACCAGAUCCGAUAUUGACUCCAUCGAAACUUCAUUCAGAAUAUUCAUACAUGAAGCAUCAUCCAUUUUACCGACAAACUUGGUUUAUGGUAUCUUUAGCUGCUGCUUCAGUUGUAAUUAUUAUAAUGGUAGUGGCGAUUUUAUGUGUCAAAAGUAAAAGUUAUAAGUAUAAACAAGAAGCUCAAAAAACGUUGGAAGAGUCCAUGGCAAUGGAUAUUGAAGAUCGACAUGAGUCUGAUUUAGAACUUUACCGUUCGAGACAGGGUGCAAUAGCAAGUAUUAGCAACGGUACGCUUGGUAAACGCAGCACCUUGAGUCGAAAACCUAUGCAUCCACCUCCUCCAGCUGUUUAUGGAAAGUCUCCGCCGAGGCCCUCGCCUGCAUCGGUAGCUUAUCACAGUGACGAAGAAAGCCUUAAGGGUUACGAUGAAAACCCUGACGAUAGCAGUGUUACUGAAAAACCAUCGGAAAUAAGCUCAACAGACUCGCAGCAACAAUCGGAAAGCGAGAAUGAGAGUGUUCAAUCAGAUCCUCACUCGUUCGUGAAUCAUUACGCCAACGUGAACGACUCUCUCAGACAAUCAUGGAAGCGACAAAAACCCGUGCGCAACUAUUCUUCUUAUACAGAUUCUGAACCUGAAGGUAGUGCGGUAGUAAGUCUCAACGGUGGUCAAAUCAUAAUGAAUAAUAUGGCGAGGUCUAGAGCACCACUUCCCGGCUUUUCUUCUUUUGUUUGAUCAAUUUGAAUUGCCACGAUACAGUUGCUCAACUCAAACAAUUUUAUCUGUGUUAAAAGAUGCCUGACCUUAUAUGCUUUAUUUCAAAAAUUUCGCUUAUAUAGAUCUCUUAAUAACUCGUGACUGUAAUAUAGAUUAGUUGUUAAUAUUUGCAGAGACCCAAGAUUCUCUAUGGCAUUCUGCCUUUUCUAAGAAUUUAUGGCAAAUACUUAUUGUGAUAUAUUUAUUUUAUAUCUUUAUUCUUAUGAAUUUGCUAUUGUUCAAUGAGCAUUCUUUUUACUAUUUGUUCCUCAUAGGAGCGAUGUUUUUUACACUGUGGCUUUAUCCUAAAAUCUUUACAUGGCUACUGCUCAAGACGGUAGUUUCUUUAAUAAGCUAACUUUUUUUAUAAUAUCGAUUAAAAAAAACACAAUUUACUCUCUAACGUGUAUGAAAGUUGAUACAAUUUCAAAUUUUUCAAUGCAAAGACUCAAUUUUUUUGUAAUGGUUGAUCAACAGGGUAUCGAAUAGAUGUGCAUGUGCAUAGUGAAAAUGUAUGAUUGCUGUCUUUGAUGUAAAUAACAUACUCUGUGAUUAUCAAAUUAAAAUAGAAAACAACAACUGUCAAGUUAAAAUACUUUUAUCUUAACAAUUGACAUAAGCUAGUGUUGAAAAUCAAUGAAUCUGACAAGUUA